AUGUGGCGGCUUGCCGGCGAGACCCACGAAAUCCUGCCCGCAUGUGAUGGCGAAACUGUAAGACGUGGAGCCCAAACUGACCAGCUGCUCGGUGUUGUUGGCGACUGUACAAUUGAUCACGAGGCUACUAGGGAAGCAGCCCGUUGUGGAGGAGCAGGUGUCUGUGGUCGUGGUCGUGGUGUUUACGGGGUCGGAUUAGGUUAUCUAUACCGGUUCCUAGCGUUGUUUACAACCAUCGUUCCGCCUACACCUCCACCAAUUCCGGCAGCGAGAACCACAAAUAUCAACACCAACGUGAAGAAAACUGUUGCAGGCCGCCAACUACAAUAG
Molecule: messenger RNA, 330 nt
Organism: Venustampulla echinocandica
Lineage: Eukaryota; Fungi; Ascomycota; Leotiomycetes; Helotiales; Pleuroascaceae
Exons: 2
Coding region: 1-330 (109 amino acids)
Source: RefSeq, a predicted model, not a curated record